This is a messenger RNA of Bursaphelenchus xylophilus (pine wood nematode), 846 nucleotides long. The record is from the annotation of a GenBank genome assembly. NCBI's taxonomy places the organism in Eukaryota, Metazoa, Nematoda, Chromadorea, Rhabditida, Aphelenchoididae.
AUGUCCAACCGGCCCGUCAACCAUUAUGAGGCGUUGGGUGUGAAAGCCACCGCCACUUCAGCCGAGAUCAAGUCCGCUUUCUACGAACUCUCCAAGCAGUACCAUCCAGAUCUGAACCCGGACGACAAGGACAAGGCAGCAGAGCAGUUUCAGAAGGUAUUUCAAUUUUUAUUUCCUCUUUUUCUAAAUUUUAGAGAUUCCUUUGAUCCUACCUUAUUUUAGGUAGCAGCUGCGUAUGAAAUCCUUGGGAACGAGACGAAACGGAAGGAAUACGACCGAAAUUUUGGUCAACCACGUAGAACACGAGCCAAUCCUUAUGAUCAUUCAGAAGCGCGCCGAAGGCGGGGUAAUUUCCAUCAAUCAUCGGCGGAAUUUCGAGAUUUUGAUAGGCAAUUUCGGGAAUUUGCUUCGAGGUAAGUGAAAGUGAAACUUUUGAUGGUGUUUUUUUGUUUUUAGACAGAACAGAGAGGAGUUUAAUGAUCCGGAUGAGUUUUUCAAGAAGUUUGGGAAUAGGAAGUUUAAAUCCCGGCUCGAUUUCGACGAUAUCCCACCUGAUUAUAAGGUAAGUCAAUAUAUUUUUUGUUUCUUGAGAUUUAGGGAGGCUAACACUCUUUCUUCCAGACCUAUAACGAUGCUCAGGCAAAGGCCCGGGAUGCCGAAGAGCUUCGGAUUCGUAGAGAAAUCGAGAUGGAUAAGUUGAAGAGGCCGUUUCCAAUUCCGACCUUUGAACAAAUGGCCAGAGAUGAGUUGGCGCGCAAACGGCUGGAUGGGAAAGACACUUGGAAAAUGAUUGUUAUGGGGUUGAUAAUCAUCUUCUUCGGACACAUGGUUUCGCGACCAGCUUAG